This is a messenger RNA of Eptesicus fuscus (big brown bat), 3414 nucleotides long. RefSeq names its product V-set and immunoglobulin domain containing 10 (gene VSIG10). Gene Ontology annotation, molecular function: cell adhesion molecule binding. Gene Ontology annotation, biological process: cell-cell adhesion. Gene Ontology annotation, cellular component: cell-cell junction. The record is from RefSeq and is a predicted model, not a curated record. The coding region runs from base 1 to 1629 and encodes 542 amino acids. The transcript is spliced from 9 exons. NCBI's taxonomy places the organism in Eukaryota, Metazoa, Chordata, Mammalia, Chiroptera, Vespertilionidae.
AUGGCCGCACGGGCACCCGAGCCCCAGGUCCUCCUCUGCCUCGGGGCGCUGUUGGCCCGCUGGGUCGCCGCAGGACUGGAGGCUGUCGUCAUCGGAGAGGUGCAUGAGAACAUGACUCUGCCCUGCGGCAACAUCUCGGAAACGAGGGGCCUAGUGACCUGGUACCGGAAUGACUCGGAGCCCAUCUUCCUCCUGUCCUCCAAUUCCAGCCGCCCGCCAGCCAAGCCACGCUUCUCCCUGGUGAAUGCCAGCUCCCUGCACAUCGAGGCACUGAGCCUGCAGGACGAGGGCAACUACACCUGCUGGGAGGCCCUGAACGUGACUCGGUGGUUCCAAGUGUGGCUGCAGGUGGCCAGCGGCCCCUACCAGGUCGAAGUCAACAUCUCCACCACCGGCGUGCUCCCCAAUGGCACCCUCUACACCACCCGGGGCUCCCGGGUGGACUUCAGCUGCGCCAGCAGCUCCCGGCCUCCGCCCAUGAUUGAGUGGUGGUUCCAGGCCCCCGAUUCCAAGGCCGAGCCCUUUGGGAACAACCUGACGGCCAGCUGCUUCACGCUGCUCCUGAUGUCGCAAAACCUCCAGGGGAACUACACCUGCCUGGCCAAGAACCUGCUCAGUGGGAGACAGAGGAGCGUGACCAGCGAGCUCCUGGUCUACGCUCCCCCUUUGUCAGACCUUGAGUGCUGGGCAGAGAUGUCACCAAGAUUGUUCCUGCUGCAGCUCACCUGUCGCUGGGACGGGGGAUACCCAGACCCUAACUUCCUGUGGACAGAAGAGCCAGGAGGUGUGGUUGUGGGGACGUCGAAGUUGGGAGUGGAGAUGCUGAACCGGUCCCAGCUGUCAGAUGGCAAGAAGUUCAAGUGUGUUGGGAGCCACAUAGCAGGGCCGGAGUCGGGAGCCAGCUGUGUGGUACAGAUCCGGAGCCCCUCCCUUCUCUCGGAGCCCAUGAAGACUUGCUUCGUGGGGGGCAAUGUGACCCUCACCUGCCUGGUGUCCGGAGCCUACCCCUCUGCCAAGAUCCUGUGGCUGCGGAACCUCACCCAGCCUGAGGUGGUCGUCCAGCCCAGCAGCCACUAUGUCAUCUCCCAGAAGGGCCAGAGCUCCACCCUGACCAUCCAGAACUGCUCCCAGGACCUGGACGAGGGCUACUACGUCUGCCGGGCGGAGAACCCCGUGGGGGUGAGGGAAGUGGCCACCUGGCUGAGCGUGAAAGAGCCCUUGAACAUCGUGGGGAUCGUGGGAACCAUCGUGAGCCUCCUCCUGCUGGGCCUGGCCAUUGUCUCGGGGCUCCUGCUCUAUUACAGCCCCGUGUUCUGCUGGAAAUUAGGAAACACUAUCAGGGGACAAGACAUGGGUGACGUCAUGGUUCUGGUAGAUGAGGAAGAAGAGGCGGAGGAGGAAGAAAAUGCUGCAGAAGAGGAGGAGGAGGAGGAAGAAGAAGAGGAGGAGGAGGAAGCCAAUGAGAGGGAGGCGUUCCCAAAAGAAAUGCACAAGCAUGGCCACAUCCACAGGGUGACCGCCCUGGUGAACGGCAACAUCGACUGGAUGGCCAAUGGGCUCCCGCCUCUGCAGGAUGAGAGCAGUGAGCAGCAGAGUGACCUGGUCCAUGAAGAAGACAGGCCGGUGUGAGCAAGAGAGCUGUCCUCCUAUCGGCCUGAAGAGCUGGGGAGCCUCAUGCAAGAUGAGCUUUUCCUUUUGCUUUGACUUGCACCCCUGCCUGAGGGUUUAAACCGGGGCUCUCAGCGCGUACACACACACACACACACACACACACACACACACACACACAUCUCUCCGUCCAUUUUUUAAAAAGCUGGUUUGAUUUGCUGUAACUUUUCUUAAUGAUGCUGAAAAACGUUGGGGACAGGGGCAAUGUGUGUGGGAAAGCUGCCUUCGGCAUCGGAGGUGCCCUUUUCGCUGUGACUCCUGGCUUUAUCCGGGUCGACUGAUGCUGAUUUGGGGGAGCAGGCGUGGGAGGAGGCCCUUGGCCGCAAUGCCCUUGCCACUAGUGAAGUCUGUAACCAGCUUACCUCAGCACACAGGGCAUGGUGAGGGGGGAGAGGGACACUUCCUGGGUCACACUGCCCAGGUGAGCCAAGGAGCCAGGUAAAUGUCAGCUCACCGGAAGAGGUGAGGCGGCGUCAGCUACUGAUGCUGGUCAGAGGGAGGCAGUGCGGGUCAGGCUUUUGGAGUUGGGAACACCCAGGACUGAGUCUGGGCUACUUGUUUCAUGGGCUUGGGCAGGUUGCUUUACCUCUCCCCUGGGCCUCAGUGUCCUCAUCUGUAAAAUGGGUGCAAUCACACCUAUCGUACAGGGGUAUGGUGAGGACUCUGGGAUGUGAACGUGCCUAAGAGGUGCUCAAGAGAUGUUCGUUAUCCUCUCCUUUGCCUUCCCUGGUGGAAGAAAACCAUGUCAGCUGUCGGGUGCGAGCUCCUGCCUGGACCCGCCAUUCUUCUUUGUGGAAUGGUUUCAGGCGAGGGCUUUAUCAGAGCUCUCCUGACGAUGUUUGCUUCCCUGGAAAGAGAAUUAUUUUCAAAAGAGGUAGGGGCCUUGUGGAGAAAGUGCCUUUCAUUAGAACCUCACGUUUUGCAAAGCUUCAUAUUUAAACAAGAGCCUCUUACAUGACGCUGUUAGCUUUCGGCCUUUCCCAUUCUUCUUUUCCCCUGGGACUUUGCGAGAAGGCAGGAGAAGCGUUUUGUAAGGGAGUACCUGGUGGGAGGUGGUACUUGGGCAGACCAGCUCAUCCGGCCGUGGAUGGAGAGCUGGUUUCCAUCUUCUCUUUAACGAUGCUAUGGAGAUACACUGAUCAACAAUGCUGAGUUUCUAAUGAAACUAUCGUUGACGGAUUUAAGCUGCCGAUGCUUCCAGUAGAACCUGUCUAGUUUAGAGGUAUCCCCCGCCUCCCCCGAUUUCACUCAGAUCUCUUUUAAAAAUGUCCGGGGCCUUAUAAAGGUGCAAAGAGUGUGUGCUAAGUAUAAAAAUCUGACUUGAAUUUGCAUUCUUGAAUGUUGCACAUUCUGCUCUGAUGGGCAAGACCUAGAGCUGAAAGGAGAACUUCACUUCUCCAGGAAUGGACUGGGCCUCGUAGUGAGACACUGGUGACCUGCAGGUAUGCUUGGGGUUGGCCCAUUGUCUUGAAGGGACUAAACGAAGCAAGUCCCUAGGAGGGAGUCCCGCCCAAGCUCAGAACACUGGGAGCUCAGGAGCUGGCUGCACAUGUGUACCCCUCAGGACCGGCCGUGACCUCUGCAGUCUCAUUGGGCUGGGUCUUUUGCUGCGUGGUACCUCGUGUAUGUAACCACCCUAAUCAGUCGAAGUUCGUGUCAUUCACAGAACAGGACACCAGGCAGGUUGCUUCUACAGUUACUGAACACUGAGCUAGACUCUUUAGAUGAAUUCCAUUUCUUUUUUUU